AUGGCCCCUAAAGGCGAUAAAUACUCAGUGAUCCUGCCCACCUAUAACGAGCGGCAAAAUCUACCAGUCCUGGUGCAGAUGCUGUCUGAUGUCUUCACAAGGGAAAAGAUCGAUUGGGAAGUCAUCGUCGUGGACGAUGCGUCCCCAGACGGCACCCUCGAACGAGCGAAAGAGCUGCAGAAAUCCUUCGGCGCCGAUCACAUCGUUCUCAAGCCCCGUGCAGGCAAACUCGGCCUGGGAACUGCCUACGUUCAUGGGCUGCAGUUCGUGACAGGAAACUACGUGAUCAUCAUGGACGCGGACUUUUCACACCAUCCCAAGUUCAUCCCGGAGUUCAUCAGGGUCCAGAAGCAGAGCAACUCUGAUAUUGUCACGGGCACAAGAUACAGGAGUCGGCCAGGCUUAAUUGGAGGGGUGUAUGGCUGGGAUGCCAAACGGAAACUCACGAGCUGUGGUGCAAACAUCUUGGCGGAUUUCCUGCUGAAUCCUGGCGUCAGCGACCUGACGGGCUCGUUCCGGCUGUACAAAAAGGAGGCCCUGGUGAAAGUGAUCGAGAAGACGCAGUCUAAGGGGUACACCUUCCAGAUGGAAAUGAUGGUGCGGGCCAAGGCCAUGGGGAUGAAGGUAGAAGAAGUUCCCAUCACCUUUGUCGAUCGAUUGUAUGGUGAGAGCAAGCUGGGGGGUGAAGAGAUUGUGGAAUACCUGAAAGGACUGGUGUGGCUGUGGUGGUCUGUGUAG
Messenger RNA from Exophiala aquamarina CBS 119918, 738 nucleotides. RefSeq names its product dolichol-phosphate mannosyltransferase. Gene Ontology annotation, molecular function: dolichyl-phosphate beta-D-mannosyltransferase activity. Gene Ontology annotation, biological process: protein O-linked glycosylation via mannose; GPI anchor biosynthetic process. The transcript is spliced from 2 exons. Gene Ontology annotation, cellular component: endoplasmic reticulum membrane. The record is from RefSeq and is a predicted model, not a curated record. NCBI's taxonomy places the organism in Eukaryota, Fungi, Ascomycota, Eurotiomycetes, Chaetothyriales, Herpotrichiellaceae. Bases 1 to 738 code for a protein of 245 amino acids.